Suillus fuscotomentosus is the source of this 2529-nucleotide messenger RNA. RefSeq lists its product as uncharacterized. The record is from RefSeq and is a predicted model, not a curated record. NCBI's taxonomy places the organism in Eukaryota, Fungi, Basidiomycota, Agaricomycetes, Boletales, Suillaceae. Bases 1 to 2529 code for a protein of 842 amino acids. The transcript is spliced from 14 exons.
AUGCUUCAUCUUGAGGGGCGAGGAUUUGAGGGCCAACGAAGUCAUUGUCAAUGCGGAAGUAUUGACUUGUCUUUUUGGUGCAAGGAAUGCUUUGGGAUGGCGAUGUAUUGCAAAGAGUGUGUCAUUGAACAUCAUCACUGCCUGCCAUUACACAUUGUAGAGAAGUGGAAUGGCUUAUUUUUUGAACAUAUAUCACUCAAAAAACUUGGCUUGUGUGUUCAAUUGGGCCACAACCCAGGCAAUCACUGUCUUAAUCCACAACCUUCUUUCAGCAAUGACUUUGUGGUGAUUGAUGUCAAUGGUAUUCAUGAAAUUAAACUAGAUUUUUGUGAGUGCAAGACGGCACAAAUUCGCUACAAACAACUUCUUUGUGCCCGAUGGUAUCCAGCCACCACCACCGAUCCACAAACAGCUGCUACUUUCAGCGUCCUAAGGCUUUAUCAUCUUCUCUCAUUCAAGUUGAAGGUCACCACACACAAGUUUUACCACAGUUUAGCAAGGUGUAGCAACAGUACUGGUUUAAUGGCAAUUAGGGAUCGUUAUGCGCCAUUCAUGUGUAUGGUCCAUGAAUGGAGGCACCUGCGGCAGCUUCAGUGGGCAGGUAGAGGACAUGAUCCCAGUGGUGUCAUUGCCACACAAGCAGGCAAGCUUGCUGUAAUAUGUCCUGCAUGCCCUCAGCCUGGGAGGAACUUACCUGAAGGCUGGUGUAAUGGGUGGUGUUAUGCACUUUUCAUCACCAUAGAUGCAAACUUCUGCCUCAAAAGGAAAGCUGUCUCGAGUGACUGGGUAGAUCCUGGCUCGAACACUGGCUGGGCUUAUUUUGUUGACGAAAGGGAGUAUAAGUCAUACUUAAAUGAUCAGUGCAGCACUUGUGUCAGCCAUAAUGCCAUCAAUAUGGCUGACACAAAAUCUUCACAUGGUCUAGCUGCCACUGAGGUAGGCACCAUGGACUGUGCCCAACAUGACAUGAAACGUCCAAAUGGUGUUGGUGACCUCCAGAAGGGGGAAAAUAAUGUUAUUGUACCAGUCCUCAAUGUCUCUUAUGAUAUUGCAUGCCAGUGGUCAAAGAAGUUUUGGGCCCAAAUGGAGACAAUGCCAACUCACCUCCACCUUCCUCAUGAAACUCUCAAUAUUCAUUAUUUUGUCCCAAAGUUCCAUAUUGGCGCACACAUCGAAGAGUGUCAAAUCACAUUUUCUUGGAACUUCGGCAAAUUUGUUGGGCAUACGGAUGGUGAGGCACCUGAACUUGCUUCGAGUACAAAGGAGAUGGGCCCUGGUACUCAGCACGAUACAUUGGAUGAUUACUUUGGCGAUUGGAACUGGAAAAAGAUUGCUUCACUUGGAUGGACUCUCAAACGUAAAAUGGUGGAUGCUCUGAAGUGGAAGACUGAGCAUUGUCAUGCUUUGGACAAGCUGGAGUCAACAAUUCAUCCGGUAUUGAUUGCAGCAUGGAGGGGUGAAGUUGAGGCCUGGGAGGAAGAUAGCGCAAAUGUCAAUCCUUUUCAAAGUCGCGUUGUGUCCAUCACAUUGGCAGCCAUGCAUUCACAACUAGCUGACUCAGAGGCAUCUGAGUUGCAGGCAGGAAUCAACCUCUCACUGCAUUGUGACAUAUCACUGAGUGUUCUUAUCAGUACAGGAAUAGAUCUGGAAGAGCAGCAGUAUCAGAAAGAGACACUAAUGCACCACACCAACACAUUGCAAUGCAAGAUUGACACUUGGGCUUGCAUCCAAGAACUAUACAUUCCCACAGUACCUGCCCUUCAUUCAUCAGGUCCAAAUUCUGCCCUACCGACAUCUCUAAAGCCACAGGAUUUUCCUCUGUACCUGCCAUCUGCCCUCAACGAUAUUGAAUGUGAUCAAUGGCUCCAUGAGAAUGAGUGGGAGCUUUGCUAUGCUCAGGCCCUAGACGCCCUAAAUGAAGUCAGGUCCCAUCUACGCCAGGCUGCUUCCACACGUGUUGAGGCUCGGAAAGAUGCUAGUGUUAACAAGUAUCGAUGUGCCCGUGCUGCACUUGUUGCACUCAGCCGCAAACUUGAGAAGGUCAGCUGGGAAGCAAUAAUUUGCCCACUCGAAACUGGUGAUAUUCGGCCUAUGGGUGACUUUUCUUGUGGUCAUUCACAAGGAACAGCCGACAAUAGUUGCACUAAGGAUGACAGGGUUCAAGAUUGUGUCCAUAUUGAGUGGUGCAAGGCAAGAGCACACGCAGCUCAUUGGUCAGAGGAAGUCGACUUGUUGCUUGAAGAGAUGCAGAGAGUACUUGCAUACCUAGAAUGGGAGAUAGGUGCAUGCUCAAGCCAUGUGACCAUGCGCCAGCUCAACAAGGUACCCGAACAAGAAGGACUUGAGGCCUAUGCAUUCCGUCAAGUGGGUUUACAUGCUGAUAUGAGAAGGUCUUUCCAAGGUAUAUGGCACAAUGUGCCAGUGCUCGUGGAAUCGACUAUUGAUGUUGUGGAUGAAAUUUCUGUUAGUGCAGAAGAGACAGACAGAGUCCCUUCCCUCCAUGCUCCACCUAGUGUACACAACUGUUAG